This is a messenger RNA of Capsella rubella, 1276 nucleotides long. RefSeq lists its product as uncharacterized. Lineage: Eukaryota; Viridiplantae; Streptophyta; Magnoliopsida; Brassicales; Brassicaceae. The transcript is spliced from 4 exons. Bases 506 to 1132 code for a protein of 208 amino acids. The record is from RefSeq and is a predicted model, not a curated record.
GUGAGAGAGAGAGGAGUUUGUUUCUUGAAGAUCUCUCCAACCAAACCCAUUAAUUAAAAAAAAAAAAGAGAAGGUGAAAAAAGGAAGUGGGUUGCUGCUUUUUUUAUUUGUAUGUGUAUUUGUUUUCUUUUGACAUCUUCUAACACCAAAAUUUAGUGCACAAGUCAUAUCCCACACUUACCCCUUUCCUGCACAAGUCUGCUUCCAUCUUCAUCACUGCUGUCUCAACCCAACAACACACUCACCUCCAAAAAAGCAAGUUUGCCUUUAUUUUAUUUUUUUCACAACAACAACAGCAACAACAUGAUGUGUCCUUCUUUUCUGCUUCUUUGUCCUUCUCUGACUUCUCCUCAGAUUGAUAUUAGAUUACUACACGAAACCCAGAACCUUCCUCCUCUCUCUCUCAUCUCUCUCUCUUUCUCUUUCUUUCUUUCUUCAGUUUCAUUUUUUGCUCUUCAUCUCUCUCUUUCUGUGAUUCUGUUAUCACUCUUCUUGUGUUCAUAUCAUGAACCUAACUCACGGUCCCUCGAAUCCUAAGCCUUUUAAGGAUCCAAAGGUCAGGCUCAGGCAUCACUGCCUUAUGCAAGACUAUCAAGAAUUGCAUAUGGAAACCGAAGCUAUGAGAAAACGGUUAGAGACAAUACGAAAAAGGAAGGCAACACUAAUGGCUGAAGUCGGAUUUCUGCGGCGGAGAUACAGACAUUUGAGACAAGAACAGCCACAAGAUAUCAGAAAGGUCAGAGGAAGAUCAAAUGGUGGGAAGAAGAUCCGAGUAGAAGUAUCUCCUAACAAGAGAAGUGAAGUGGAAACUAAACACGUUUCGCUUCCUGACUUGAACCACUCGGGAAAGGUUCACGAUGAAACCAACACCAGUCUUAAGAGAAAAGUUCCAUUGUUUGAUCUAAACCAAGUAUCUGGAGAAGAGGAGGAAGAAACAGAGGCAGUGAACAAUGAUCAAGAGAAGAUAAGAGUGGAAGAAAGUAGUUCAUGUAAGAGAGUGAGUACUAGCACUGAGUUCCAACAACAGCAACAGCAAAAAGAGAUGAAGCUAUCGUCUUGCAGGAAUGGUGGAAACGGUUCAAUUAAGAGGAAAAUUUCAUGGCAAGAUCCUGUUUCAGCUCUCAGAGUCUAGAAAGCAAGAACAUUUUGUUCUUCUUCAAAGUAUUAUUAUGUAACAUAGCUUCACAUCAAUUUUUAGCUGUUUAUUUUACUUAUCUUCAAAACAUAUCCAAUUGUGAUGACUUGAAAACAUGAAAAACCUUAUCCCUUCUCCAUC